AAAAGUAUAGUCACAAUGUAUCUGUAUCUGACAAUAUUUUCAAGAAGCGAAGCUUCGAGUCUCCGACUCAUAUAGAACAAUGGCACGCACCAAAAGAUUUCAAACUUCCCGAUUCAUUAUUGCAAAGUAAUGAGGCCCUGCCUCUUGAUACUACAAUAGCCGAACAAAUACCAGAGGAGCAAAAAAAAAAUUAG
Paraglomus occultum is the source of this 194-nucleotide messenger RNA. NCBI's taxonomy places the organism in Eukaryota, Fungi, Glomeromycota, Glomeromycetes, Paraglomerales, Paraglomeraceae. The record is from the annotation of a GenBank genome assembly.